AGGACUGGGAGGAUGACCGAGCAGCAGGGGGCCCCACAGCAGCUGGCUGCAGGGAAGAGCCAGGGAGGAGCUGGGGCGUCCUAUAAGGUGGUGCUGUUUCAGUUUGAAAAUUUCCAGGGCAAAAAGGCAGAGUUUUCAUCUGAGUGUAAAGAUGUGAAUGAGAAAGGCCUGGAAAAGGUUGCAUCGGUGAUUGUGGAGUCAGGCCCCUGGGUUGCCUAUGAUCGCCAUGGUUUCAAAGGGGAGCAGUUCAUUUUGGAGAAAGGUGAAUAUCCACGCUGGGACACUUGGACCAAUAGUCAGAACAGCCAAUUCCUGCUCUCACUCAGACCUCUCAAUGUGGACAGUGCUGAACACAAGCUCCACCUGUUUGAAAACCCCGGAUUUUCUGGGCAGAAGAUUGAGGUGGUUGAUGAUGAUGUACCCAGUCUUUGGGGACUUGGAUUCAAAGAUCGAGUAGCAAGUGUAAAGGCCCUCAAUGGAACAUGGGUUGGCUACCAGUAUCCUGGCUAUAGGGGACGCCAGUUUGUCUUUGAGCGUGGAGAUUUCAAGCAUUGGAACGACUGGGAAUCGCCCACCCCACAGAUCCAGUCGGUGCGGCGCGUGCGAGACAUGCAGUGGCACAAGAGGGGCUGCUUCAUCCCUCUGGACCCCUCCCCUGCUCCUGUCCCAGAUCCUGACCCCACCCCCGUCCUGCCCCCUGCACCCUCUACCAAAGCAGGACACCCCUAA
Molecule: messenger RNA, 729 nt
Organism: Boleophthalmus pectinirostris (great blue-spotted mudskipper)
Lineage: Eukaryota; Metazoa; Chordata; Actinopteri; Gobiiformes; Gobiidae
Gene: crybb3
Product: crystallin, beta B3
Exons: 5
Coding region: 13-729 (238 amino acids)
Biological process (GO): visual perception; lens development in camera-type eye
Molecular function (GO): structural constituent of eye lens
Source: RefSeq, a predicted model, not a curated record